Messenger RNA from Entamoeba invadens IP1, 1702 nucleotides. RefSeq lists its product as hypothetical. The annotation marks the transcript as partial. Lineage: Eukaryota; Evosea; Mastigamoebida; Endamoebidae. The transcript has a single exon. The record is from RefSeq and is a predicted model, not a curated record.
AUGUACCCAGAUGAAGUAAGUGGGGUGUGUAAGCAAUGCAAUGAAACGUGUAAUAACAAGUGUAAUACGAGUGAUGGGACAUGCACUGCUUGUAUAACAAACUACGCAUUUACAGACCCACCAGGACUUUAUUGUAUUCCAUGCAAAGAAUUUGACCAAAACUGCAAACAAUGUGGUCAAACGACAUUCAAAAAAUGUUACGAGUGUGAGACUGAUUUCCGUCCAGACCCAAUAACAGGGAAGUGUGUUGGUUGUGCAGACGGUUGUCAAAAAUGUGGAGCCAUAACCGGUAAGUGUACAAUUUGCGCAGAUGGAUAUGUUCCAAACGACCCUCAAAAUGAGAGUUGUAUUCUUUGUGACCAAUUUGACACAAAGUGUGAAAAGUGUUCAGAAAAUUUUGAAAGGAAGUGUGUCACAUGUAAAGAUCAUCAAAACUAUCCUCAAUUGGGUGUGUGUGAUGUUUGCAAUACAACAUGUGGUGGAGCAUGUAAUCCCACUACAGGGUAUUGUGAAUCAUGUUUGCCUAAUUAUGUGUUCACAGAUCCACCUUCAACAUCUUGUGAAACAUGUGAAGAGUUCGAACCCAACUGUAUGGAAGGAUUUUGUGAAUCAAAUUUCACUCGUGGAUGUACAAAGUGUAAAAGUGGUAUGUAUCCACAACAAAAUGGAAGGUGUGGUGAUUGUGACCCGACAUGCGGCAAUAAAUGUGAUGGGACAACUGGUGCUUGUACUGGAUGUAACACAAAUCACGUUUUUGUUUCUGAUGAUUCAAAAGUCUGUAUACCAUGUGAAACGUAUGACACUAAUUGUAUCACAUGUAAUGAUCAGUAUAAGGCUGAGAAGUGUGUUAAGUGUAAAAAUGGAUAUUAUCCAUAUACCAAUGGGACGUGCAUUCUUUGUGACUCGACUUGUAAUGGAAAAUGCAAUACGGAAAAUGGUGAAUGCACUGGAUGUCAAGAUGAUUAUGUGAUGAGUGGAAUGAACUGUAUCACAUGUGAACAACACAACAUCAACUGUUCGACAUGUGACAAAUCAGGUUUGGGAACAUGCCAAGUGUGUAAAAACAACAAUUAUGCUCAAGAUGGGAAUUGUAUACCAUGUAAGUCGACAUGUGACAAUUGUGAUGGAGUUACAGGGAAGUGCACAACGUGCCAAUACAAUCUGGUUGAAACGGAAAAAGGCAGUGGAAAGUGUGAAGAGUGUAAAAAAUUCGAUUCGAAUUGUUCGCUGUGUGCGAGUGAUUCAUCACGAAAUUGCACGAAAUGUGAGUCUGGGUAUUACCCUGUAUUACAAUCGAACGAGAGUAAAAUGUGUGAGCCAUGUGAUUCAUCAUGUAAUGGAAUUUGUGAUGUUUCGUUUGGCUACUGCUUAGGAUGUAUUGACAAUUUUGUUCUCAUUAAUUCGACAAGUUAUGUUUGUGAAAAUUGCACAUCUUUUGAUUCAAAUUGUGAGAGGUGUUCAUCUACUUUUGAAAGGAAGUGCACAAGCUGUAAACCGACAUUCAAACCAAGUCAAAGUGGAAAGUGUGAACUUUGCAAUGAGACAUGUAAAGAUAAUUGUGAUAGCACAACUGGAUAUUGUACUUCAUGUAAUGCAAAUUACGUUUUAUCAAAUCCACCUUCAUCAAGUUGCAUCACUUGUAAAACGUAUGACACAAAGUGUGUGGAGUGUCCGGGAGGUGUUGAGAGAAAAUGUAACAACU